AUGCCCAAUACUAGAUGGCUACUUGGGCGGUGGGAUACCUUGCAACUCCAUAAUAGAAUUGGUAGGGAAAAGCGGUUUCAGGAAGACGCAACUUUGUCUCCAACUAAUGGCAUCAUACCCCAACUUAAUGCGGUUGGACCAUUGGAAGGCAUAUAUGUUCAAGGUGUUCAUGAUACACAACAAUUGAUCAAUGUCCUUCGAGACAUAGAAGCAUUUAUUGCCAUUGAUCACACCCGGUUACCUGUGAAGCUCAUUGUCAUUGAUUCCAUUGCUGCAUUGUUCCGAUCACAGUAUGAAAGAACACCGACAUAUUUGAAACGCCGGUCUGAAAUAUUUUUCAUGAUAUCCGGGACAUUGAAGGCUUUAGCAAGUAAGUUUGGGGUGGCGGUGGUUGUGACCAACCAAGUGGUGGAUUUUAUUGGGCCAGAUCAUGGAAUCAAUGGGGAGAUGUUGGGAAACUUGGAGUGCUUACAUACAUCAAGCAGACGAGUGAGUCCAGCUUUUUGA
Prunus dulcis (almond) is the source of this 507-nucleotide messenger RNA. Its product is annotated as DNA repair protein XRCC3 homolog. Gene Ontology annotation, molecular function: four-way junction DNA binding; ATP-dependent DNA damage sensor activity; ATP binding. Bases 1 to 507 code for a protein of 168 amino acids. Lineage: Eukaryota; Viridiplantae; Streptophyta; Magnoliopsida; Rosales; Rosaceae. The transcript has 2 exons. Gene Ontology annotation, cellular component: Rad51C-XRCC3 complex; replication fork. Gene Ontology annotation, biological process: double-strand break repair via synthesis-dependent strand annealing; t-circle formation; telomere maintenance via recombination. The record is from RefSeq and is a predicted model, not a curated record.